This is a messenger RNA of Elgaria multicarinata webbii, 2167 nucleotides long. RefSeq names its product intercellular adhesion molecule 1-like. Bases 47 to 1390 code for a protein of 447 amino acids. NCBI's taxonomy places the organism in Eukaryota, Metazoa, Chordata, Lepidosauria, Squamata, Anguidae. The record is from RefSeq and is a predicted model, not a curated record. Gene Ontology annotation, biological process: cell-cell adhesion. Gene Ontology annotation, molecular function: integrin binding. Gene Ontology annotation, cellular component: plasma membrane. The transcript has 6 exons.
GCAGAAUACCAUCCAACCAGCCACACAGAGCACCUAAGCUAGUGGAAUGGGCUUCAUUCUCUUUCUCGCUGUCUCAGUCUUCGUUGCAGAGGCUGAGGAAGAAUUCAUCAGAAUUUGGCCAGAAAAGGCUGUGGUGGAAUAUGGAGGCUCCGUUGUGUUAAACUGCAGCUCCAACUGUGAGGGAAUUGGCUUUGAGAGCAACUUAAAACAGGUUUCCGCAGGAAAUGGGACAUCUUGGAAAGCCUUCAAUUUCACCUAUGGCAAUGACUGGAAUCCUGAAAUAUUAUGCUUUGCUAAAUGUACGAGUGCCAUAACACCUCCGCGUACGAAGAUCACAGUUUACCGAGCUCCAAAGCAUGUCGUGCUGGAGGUACCAAAGAUGGAGGUAGGCAGAGAAUAUACCUUGACCUGCCGGGUUUCCAAUGUCGCCCCCAUCCGGAACCUCACUGUGACCUUGUUCAAAGGGCGGGAAAAACUUCUAGUGAAGACGUUUGAGAAUCACACUGAUGCUAAAGCUAAUAACGUAACAGUGACCCACAACAUGACUGCUCAGCGGGCUGACCACGGGGAGGAAGUCACCUGCCACACAGCUCUGGAUCUGAGACCUAAAGGGCCAUUCCUUGAAAAAGCAUUCGGCAAUGAAUCACUAAUGACUGCUGUUUUCCCAAUGGAUCCCAGUCUCAAAACCCUACCUUCCAUUGAGACCCAUACCAAGAUGACUGUGACAUGUGAUGCGUCUGGAGUUUUUCCAGCUGAAGAGGCCCAGUUUGUAGUCUGGUUUGCAGGGGAGAGAAGGAACUUCAGCAGGAGUGUGUCUGGGGACACAGUGAGUGCCCGGGCUCUGGUGUCUGCUUCAUCAGCAGGAGAACAUAAGUUGAUCUGCACAGUCUCUCUGGGACCAGUAACCAGAACUGUAGAGAAGACAGUGGAUGUGUACAACGCUCCGGUGCAGUUGACAGUGGAGCUCCUAAAGUCUUCACCAGGCCAGAGCUGGGCCUACAACCUGAGCUGCCAUGUUAUAAGGAUGGUCUCUCACAGCAACGUCACCGUGACCUUGUUUAAAGGGCCAGAGAGGCAGCAUUCGCAGACAUUUUGGAACCCUACCACACCUGAGCGUGCAAACUUCACAAUCACUCACCCCAUGACCCUUCAACCGCAGGACCAUGGGCGGGAGGCUAAUUGUCACAUGACCUUGGAUUCCAGCCCUUAUGGAGAGCCAUUAACUUCUACAAUAAAGCUCAAGACUGCUGAAACCUCUAAGGCAAUCAUUGUGGCUGCUGUGUCUAUAGCUGCGCUAGCUGCUACACUGAUGGGCAUUCUUAUCUGUCAUCAGAUCUGUGUGCGUGGAUCCGCUAGCAAAACAAGACUAAGAAUGGCAAAACAAAUAUGAAGCUAAAUGAGCCGAAAAAGAAAAAAAAGCUUGUUGUAACAAUUCAGCAGAACUCCUAUUUUAUCAACAUCUCAUAUGCAAGCAAUGAUUUAUUAGUCAUGAAGCAACUGUGAAUGGCUUUGUAAAUGAGAAAAAUACCACUAGUAUAAAGUAAUAAUAAUGAAAAUUGGAAUCACAGUCAGGCUUUGUCCUGAGCCUGAUGCCCACGGAAGAUGGGGUCAGGAGAGCUAUUAUUUCCUUUUGGCCUCAGGUGUCCUCUACCACAUUUUUCUUCCCCACUGUUUUCUUUCUUCUGCCGGAGGUUAUUCAGAUCCCAGAGCCACAGUAGCCGGUGGGUGUCAUAAAUCUUCUUGAAGUUAUAUUUUGUAAAGAUUGCCACCCAUUCAUCAUUUUUAAGGGUUGUUUAUUUUUGGGGAGUUUGACUACAGUAAGUAGAAAACAUACAAUAGAAAGGUGUUGUUCAUAUUUUUCAUAAGAAUCAGGAUCACAAUAGACAACAAUACGUUUUAUAGGAUUGACCAAUCACGGACGAUAUUCUCCCUCUAGAACAACCUCCCCUCUCUGAUACGUCAGGCAUCAAUGAUCAUGUGCAAUCAACAAUGAUUAAAAACUUACUUAUUUACCCUGGGUUUUCCCAACCAUUAACUUGUAUAAAUGUUACUGUGCUUUUAUAAUAUAUAUUUUUUCUAAUUUGCUAUAAAUCAUUUUGGGAUUUUCAUAAUGAUAAACAAUAUAUAAAUAUUCUUAAAUAAAUAAAUGCAUCCUUUGAUAAUCUGA